Molecule: messenger RNA, 633 nt
Organism: Phytophthora sojae
Lineage: Eukaryota; Oomycota; Peronosporomycetes; Peronosporales; Peronosporaceae
Exons: 5
Coding region: 1-633 (210 amino acids)
Source: RefSeq, a predicted model, not a curated record
AUGCCGACGCUGAGCGAGGAGGAGCAGGAGCUGAUCCAGAAGGACCGCGAGGCCAACCCUGGCUGCUUCUACUCGACGGCGCUGUCGCAGUCCUGCAGGUCCAUCAACGGUGACAGCAAGUGCGAGAUCAUCAAGAAGAUCUUCCGCCAGUGCCCCAACUCGCGCAAGGAGCUCAUCUCGAACCGCAAGGAGAUCACGGAGGACGAGCACGGGGGCGAGGCGGCGGCCGGCGACUUCUUCAACCGCGAGAGGAUGGACCCGCGCAAAGGAGGUGACCACGAGUUUGGCUCAUUCUUUCAGCAACGAGGUGACGACUUCGAAGCCCAGAUGAGUCCAUUCGACUUCCUCAGACAGGAAAUGCUGCGUCCUUUUGAAGACUUUUUUGGUGGAAGUAUGCUCGGUCGUGGGGAUUUCAACCCGUUUGAAGGACUGGAAGGCGAGUUUGAGCGGAUGCCAGUGCGCCCACCGUCGCCGACACCUCAUCGACCAUCGCGACAAACGCCUUCGAAUCCACCGCACUAUUCAUUUCAGCCGUCUCAGGGCCAUGGGUCAAAUGAGGCAGAAGCGAAAGCGCGCGCACAAGGCAAGAGCGACAUGUUUGCCGACUACUCAGGCCGCGUGGAGGAAGUGUAA